AUGAACCUCAUCUUCACCCCCAAUCACGUGCAACUACUCAACUCGUGCUACCCUCCUGCUUCUUCUCUCUUGACGGCCGGUCCAGACUACUCUCCCAAUUCCCAAGAACUCAGCCGUCUCACCUACUAUGCCUCGAAUCACCCCGGAAAGUUGACGAAAUUAGGCAGUGAACUCGAGAAACGGCUCAGAGUAGAAUGCAGGAAGGCUCGCUCAGGAAAUAUCCGUACAAGAGCGUCUCUCUUAAUUACUCUGGCUAUAUUUCGCGCUCUUGCUACAGAAUGUCGUCGGGAUAUUGCUCUCCUUUCUCCCUCCUUGGUGGCAUCAGUCGAUGCAGCUCUGUCUUCUGUCCCAUCGGAUAUCGAGGUCGUUGCAAGGGCCGCCAGCGUCUUUACGGCCUGGACAACCUACACCAACGGUCAGCUCAUUGGAGCUGACAGUGACUUUACUCGGGAUUAUCUCUCGGCGCUCAGAGGUUUUGCCACGUUGAGCUGUUCUCAAGCAAAAGACCCUGAAAUGCAGAAUCGGACGCGCCUUGUCGGAUUUGCCGCGCUCACGGGGGCGUUAAGCUCGGAGGCAUUAUACAACGAUUCCCUCCAGUUUCGCUCCCAAGUUUCUAUCAUCAUGCGCCCUAUUCUAGUAACCAUGUUUCAGACUGACCUCAAAGUUUUGGACGACCAGGCCGAAGGUGUCAAAAAAGCUCCAUUAUCGCCUUAUCUCUCAGAAUUUCGUACACGACCAGUCAUUGAGAGACGUGCUGCUUCCAUCCAUCUUCACAUCGACGGAGACAAAGGUCCCUCAAUCUCAGACGUCUCGAGCGCAUGUCUACGCGCCUUUGUCACCUUGCUGGAACACGCCAACGGAUCACAGUUAGGAUACAUAAUGCGGUCAUCUUUUGACAACCUUGAUGAUAUGAAAGGCUGGACCAACCUGCAACAUUGCUGUUGGUUUGCCCAAAAGACUGCUGAUUGGUCACAAUAUCAGUACAGAUACGCUGUCCCAACGUGGCUCGUGGAAAGACUCCAGCAAGGCCAAGACGAACCUGUCACCAGUUCGAUGCAUAAAGCUCUUACUUCUAUGGUGACCACUGUUUUCAACUCCCCGACACCUCUCAUCAAUCUCUCCACCUCCGAUAUUCUAUCAAAUUUGAUGACUAUGGUUGUACGACGCACCUCUCUGGACCCCGAGGACCCUCUCCUCCCAGCCCUCGUUCAAUGCAUAUCGUCUCUAGGCACUCAUGUCUACUACUCCGAUCAGAUUCAAGAUCUCGCGGCUGAACUCAUCAACAGACUCACAUUGAUCGAAAUACAAGGUGUUGCAGGCCGUGGUGGGUCUUCCAGCGAGCAAGUCCGCACAGAGGUCAUCCGUGAAUUACUUGCCGGCCUUUCUGGCCUUGUACACUCUGCUGACAUUCACGAAUCUUCCGGUAACGCUGAAUCAAGGAAAAGGCCUGAAUCCGUGUCAGGCCACACAUCGUCUCCUUCUAUUAACGCUACCAAAAAGGAUGCUGGCGUUGACGAAAGAGCCUCUAGGAGAACAAGGGUUUCUCCCGACAUCUGGCAUGAUACUCUGAGCCUACUGUGUGAUAAAGAUUAUGCAGUGCGUGCGGAUUACGCGCAAACAUUGGUUUUCUAUCUGGCAAAUGAAAUGCCGAAGCACCCCGACCUGUCUGAUGCUGACGGUCCUUAUCGGCUGCAGACCGUUAACAAACAUGUCCUUCUGUAUUCGGGAGACAUUGGUGCCAAGUUCCUCAAUGCCCUCCAUGCUUACGUAUAUAUCCUUGCCACCACCGCAUCGCUAGGCCUUACAUCUAGUCCUUCUGCAUCAUACUCUGCCUCAGUCAACGGUCACGAUCAUGCCGCCCGAAUUGCAGAGCCUCAUGUUGAUCACGACCCGACAGCAGAGUCACCCACUCAAGAUCUUUCAUUUUCUGCUUCCCAGACACCUCGAUCACGGAAAAUAUCGUUGGCAUUCCGUCUGCUAGAAAGGGCGCCCUCUCAAGUAACUUCCGCGGGUUCAGCAUGUUUGUCGGACUACGCCCAUAUACUUGACAUUUUAACGACCGUUCAAGCGCAAUUGCCCGUCCGUGGUUUGUUGACUGGUCUGCCGAUGCUACUGGCAUUAGACGGUGCUACUCGUAAAGAUGAUGUUGGCGACCCUGCAACUGUCCGUCGGAUUAAUGCGACAAAGGCUGUCCUUGCGAAGAUUUGGUUGCUACUAGGGUCUCAAUGGGAUUGCAAGCAAUUGGUAGAUAUGGCCGAAAAGGCUUUGACGAAAGUGUCCAGUCUAUCGAGGUUGCCUACGAAUCCUCCCUGGGAUAUAGGGAUAUAUUGUUCAGCGUCACAGCCCGUACAGUUUUCCUCAGAAGGCACAUCCUCUGAUGAGCUUGUUUGGUCUGGUGUUGAUGCCGAGACAGCACUUUCACAUCUUGUUGCGAACAAGAACGUGCAAGAAGCUACCGGUCUGGAUAGCCAGACCCUUCUGCGACGAUUCUCUGUCAAGUGGACUGCCGAGGGAGCGUUGACGGAAUCCUAUAAAAAAUCCACACCGUACGACAGUACGAUACGUGGUGAUGGGAUCUCCCCCCUCCUCAAGAUCUCGCCUGGUUUCAUGCACAUCGAAAAUAUGUCACUUCAGAGUCUCGCUCGUUCUACUCGGGGUGUAGGAGUCACGGAAUUACGAGAGGCACUGGAAGGUCGAAGUAGCAUGUCAAAUCCAGCCUUAGCUUUGGGAGGUCGACCAUCCUCCAUAUCCACACUCGACCAUGGCUCUUCCGUGGGGGACAAUCGUUUGACGAAGACGCGGUCGAGGACGAAGAAACGCGUUAUUACAUCGAGCACGGGGGAAGUGAGAGAUGUCCUCAAUCGGCUGGGUUUAGGCAAACAAAAUGGCAGCCUUUUGAAGUCCUCCUUCCCAACAUUGCAGAAAGAUCCGGCUCGUGCAGGCGGUAAAGGCUGA
Messenger RNA from Desarmillaria tabescens, 2955 nucleotides. RefSeq lists its product as uncharacterized. The coding region runs from base 1 to 2955 and encodes 984 amino acids. NCBI's taxonomy places the organism in Eukaryota, Fungi, Basidiomycota, Agaricomycetes, Agaricales, Physalacriaceae. Gene Ontology annotation, biological process: protein localization to plasma membrane. The transcript is spliced from 9 exons. The record is from RefSeq and is a predicted model, not a curated record.